GUGCCUGUGGUUGCCUCGUCCCUGUCAAUACUGUAUUCAUUCUGUCUCAGAGAAGCAAAAUGGUCACAGUACAAAAGGAUUACUGGUACUCCUUGGUACUCAUGAUGUCGCUCUAUUUUCUUAAAGGUUCCAAUCAGAUGAAAGCCCCAGAAUCAUCAGUCAUCCUGCAGGAGGGAAUGGUUUUGCACUGCUUGUGCCCAUGGAAUGGCCAUCUCACUAUGGUCUCUUGGACUAAAAAAUCUCUUUCACAACCUGUAGCAGUGUAUCAUCCUCAGUAUGGCUCCAACUUUGCCCCAUCUUAUGAUGGUAGAGUGGAUUUUCUCAAAACCACUCCAAUGGAUGGCAGCAUUUCCAUAAUGAACGUCACUGAGGGGGACAUCGGCCACUACCAAUGCUCUCUGCAGACCUAUCCUCAGGGUUCCUGGACCAAAGACAUACUCGUCGAAAUAAAAGCAAUCACCACCACCAUCACUAUUAAACCUGACACAGAGUUGGUGGCCACAGAGAAUGACAACAUGACCAUUAGAUGUGACCACAUCCACAAUGAUGAGGUUUACCAUGUAAGCAUAGAAAAGAUGGGGGCAGAGGAGGGCAGUAGCAACAUUAUAGCAACAUGCCAGAUGCUGGACAGUGGUGUGGAGCUGAGAAAUUUCACCAGUAGAGGCACACUGAACUGCAGUGAAGCUAUGGAGGUCAGUCUACACCUCACCAACAUCAUCGAAGAGGAUGGAGGACUCUACCGUUGCAACUUCAGCACAGAUUCUGGUGUCCAGACCACCACAGUCCUACUGACCACGUUAUCUUUCCAAGAGUAUAGGAGCCUUCGGUACAUGCUGUAUGUAUAUAUUGGAGGAGGGGUGGUUGGUGGCGCUCUUCUGAUGAGCCUGAUUUUAUUGCUGACGUGGGUGAACAGGAAGAAAAGGAGGAGAGAGGAAUAUAAAAUCAAAUUGCAACCUGGUAAAAGACAGCGUAACCACUAUGAUCAUGGCUAUGUCUAUGACAGGAUGAAUAAAGGGACCAGAACUGGGGCAAGAGAUAAAGAAAUAUAUGCUAACUUUCAGAUAAUAAAAGCUCAUGAAAAACAAAAUCAGAAACAAAAACAAAAGAGAUGAUUGCUCAACAUUCAAUUAAAGAAAAGAAUAACCUAAACUUAAUGCCAAAGACUAAUGGAUACAUCAGAGGGGAAAAGGAGAACUUCAUUACAAUGCAGAAGACUGAUGGACCCAUCCAUAUCAUUUAUCAUUUGAUGAACCACUACCUCCACCAUCAUCAGCAGCAGCAGCAGCAUUGCAUUAACAAUUCAAGCCUGGCACAUAACCCACAUGGCACUUCAUUGCAUAAUGGUGCUGGAUGUUGGCUGCUCAUGACUGUAUUAGGGGGAAAACCAAAUAAUUUCCUCUCUGCUCCUCAAUAAAGUCUGUUUGACAUGUAAUCAGUUUAAGAAGAUUUCUGGACGAUUGCUUAAAAACCAGAUCCAAGCGAAAGUCCACUCUGAGCAAACUCCAAAGCAACACUUUAAUUUGAGUGACUCUACUUAUCAAACGAUCAGACCAAAGAGGACUUUGAGUAGAUAAACAUGCUAAAAAUCAAAUCCUUGUCUUGUGUCUCAGUUUGAGGCCAAAUCAUGUUUCUCUUUCUCUACAGAAAUGGACAUACAGAGAAUGAGUACCAGAGGCUCUGUUACUGAUGAGAACUGUCAAUGCUCAUCUUACAGUGUUCUUGAUGGAAUAUGUUUUGUCUGUUUGUCAUGAUCUGCUUUAUUUGUGAUCUCAAGAAGAGUAAUAAUGACUUUAAAUUAUUAGGAGUGUUCAAAAUUCAGAGAGCUUCUAUGAUCUUUGAGCAGAGAGCACUUAACAUUUAGAGAAAUAAAAUGAAUCACGU
Molecule: messenger RNA, 1881 nt
Organism: Xyrauchen texanus (razorback sucker)
Lineage: Eukaryota; Metazoa; Chordata; Actinopteri; Cypriniformes; Catostomidae
Product: CD226 antigen-like
Exons: 6
Coding region: 60-1112 (350 amino acids)
Biological process (GO): positive regulation of natural killer cell mediated cytotoxicity directed against tumor cell target; positive regulation of T cell receptor signaling pathway; positive regulation of type II interferon production
Cellular component (GO): external side of plasma membrane
Source: RefSeq, a predicted model, not a curated record